Strongylocentrotus purpuratus (purple sea urchin) is the source of this 1622-nucleotide messenger RNA. RefSeq lists its product as uncharacterized. Bases 705 to 1622 code for a protein of 305 amino acids. NCBI's taxonomy places the organism in Eukaryota, Metazoa, Echinodermata, Echinoidea, Camarodonta, Strongylocentrotidae. The transcript is spliced from 2 exons. The record is from RefSeq and is a predicted model, not a curated record.
GUGAGUUGCAAGGUCUGAGUGUUUGAGACUCGCGGUUAAAUUUAAUUUAACUCAGAUGCUGUAAUAAGAUACUUGGUACAAGCUCUGUACUAGAGAUGAAGUAAUCUCACGAUACAAUUUGAACUGUAAAUCUUGAAUAAAGAUUUGUUUUCCUGCAUGCGCAAUUGAUCAUGUACGUUUCAAGAUAAGUAGAAAUUGAAAUUUUGAGAUGUAGAUCUAUAUGUAUACAUAUAUUGAUAUAUUUUGAACUAUUAAUGUUGAUAAGGAACAAAUAAUCCAAGUCAUUUCUAUGAAGCUAAAAAGGGGUAAAUUAAUUAUUAAUUUAAAGGAGCCAUGUUAAUGUGAUCGUUUAUGAGAGUUAGUUUAUCUGACAAAAAGGAGUAUUCUGACUUACGUCAUGGGCUGAAAUAGCGCCAUCUACGCUUUCCUAAUUCCGACAUAGCAGUAGCAACGAAUUGGAUGUUCGCACCGAAAUCUUGUCCUAAAUUACACCUGUUAUUGAUACGAAGCCAACCCGUUUGCAACAAUAAGGAGGCAAGAAGUUUUCACGGAGCAAGUGUGAUGGAAUUAGUUGACAUAGAAUAAAUUAGCAAGUCAACCCUACUACGACUUUUCAUUGACUGUUUCUUCAGUGAAAACUUCACUUCACUACGACUUGCAACCUGCGAUGACGUCGUGAUUCAGAUUACGUGAUUUGGUACAAGAUGUCGGAAGUGGACAUGAUGGGGGACAAGGAGAAGGAAAACCCUGUUGCUGAAGCUGUGGACACAAGGUCAAAGCGAGAAGUCAAACUCACUGAGAAAGGUCUGCAGUAUCAAGCUGAAACAAAAGGGAAGGAAUUUAAGAGAUCCAUUAGUGCUUGGCGUAGAGCGUCGAAUAAGUUAAGAGCUACCUUGAGCGACAUCAGUGAUGUCAAAGUUAUUCGACAAGGUAGGGACGCUCUGCAGCAGGUGAUGGACAACGCCAUAUCCGCUCAAGAAGACCUUCAGAUUCUAUUGGAGUUGGCAGGAAUCGACGAUGACAGCCAUGAAAGGCUCGACAACAUCGAACAAGAACACUCAGAGCUGAUGAAAGGAGUACAAGAACACCUCCUCGAACAAGAAUCGUCAAGAAAAUCUAAAGUUUCAUCGAAAAGACUAUCAUCCUGUCAAAAAUGGGUGAAUGAAUGCUCGUUUGAAAGCCAGGAUGAUGUGCCGACUAAAGAUGUGCCGACCAAAGAUGUGCCAACUGAAGAUGUUCCGACUACAGAAUUGCCGACUAAAGAACCCUUGUUAAAUUUGCUGACUCAGCUACAGAUUAGUCGCUUGCCACUGCCAGAACCAGAUAUCUUUUCUGGGGAUCCACUGCAAUACCCUAGUUGGAAACAGGCCUACGACAUCUUAAUGGAACAUCAAGGUAUUCCUGCAAGGGAUCGAUUCUUCUACUUAAAGAAGUAUCUACGUGGCCCACCUCUCGAACUCGUGCAAGGAUUUUCUCUGAUACACAAUGAUAUGGCAUACAAUCGAGCUACGAGUGAACUAGAACAGAGAUAUGGUGAUCCAUUCAUCAUUUCGAAUGCAUUUCGUGACCGACUGGAUAACUGGCCAAAGAUACCUACAAAAGGAUUCCAGAGGACUGCGUAG